This is a messenger RNA of Podarcis lilfordi (Lilford's wall lizard), 1032 nucleotides long. NCBI's taxonomy places the organism in Eukaryota, Metazoa, Chordata, Lepidosauria, Squamata, Lacertidae. The record is from the annotation of a GenBank genome assembly.
AUGCCAGAGAUAGUCCCUAAGAACAAAGCCCCAGGGGUUGAUUUCUGUGGGGUAGAUGAAUAUUACUACAUUGUCCGCUCAGACCUGGGCUGCUACAUGAGGUCCACCAAUUUCCACAGGGGCAAAGACCUUGAAGUGUUUAGCCUGCACAGUUCCUGCCAGGGAGGAGAUCACUAUUUAGCCCAUCAGGACGGCCUAUUCUACAUCAUCAAAGGAGACAACUAUCGCCGUGUCAGCAACAUGAAUCAAGACCUAGAUGCUGUAGUAUACAGCCUCCAUCCCAACUGCCGCGGAGGGGACCAUUACCUCUCAGCCUCUAGAUACUUCUAUAUCAUUUUCCAGAAAAGAGGUGUUUACCGUAUGGUCACUAAUAUGAAUGAAGAUAAAGAUGCAGUUGAAUACACACUUCACCCUGCUUGCAAGGAUGGUCUCUAUUACUGGGGCGUCAAAAAAUACUAUUACUUUGUAAAACCUGUUGAUGAAUGGGGCAUCCAGUACUAUAAAAGCACCAACUUCCACGAAAAUCUGAAUGCUGAAACAUUUUCCUUCCAUAGUGAUGUAGUGAAUAUGCUCCCUGGAGGAAUGGCUAUUACCUAUGGUCCAGCUUAUGGUAGAUGGGAACCUAUCAAGACCAUUUCCAACGACUCUAGCACUCCCAUUGUAUGGAAUAAGAAGAUCACCAAGAAAGUGGGAUACAACAAGCAGAAGAUGACCAGUGUGGAGCACAACUGGAAGAUUUCCAUGACUGCCACAUAUCAGUCGGGUGCGCUCACUGAAGCCAUUGCCAAGUAUCAGUUCUCUCUCACUGCUGAGUAUGGUGGGAAGAGGGUCGACACAGAGCAGGAAAACUGGAAUGAAGCCACUGAGAUCGAAGAAGCUAUUAGUGUAACCGUGCAGCCCAAUGAGAAGAUGUACAUAUGGCAGUUUGAGAUGGGCUUGGGCAAGGAAGAGGUCUUGUUCUGCCGUGAUAUAAAAUUUACGAGUGAUUCUACUCCACCUACAGAUAUUCCUUUGCCACCUUCCAAUAAGUGA